AUCCCCCCCACCCCCAAAUACCCCCCACCCCCUAAAACCUUUUUCACCGUUUUUCGACACUUUCUGACUCAUCAUCACCAAUUCUUCAAUCACACCCAGAAAAAAAUGAGCAAGGAGUCAACCCCUUCAGGCGGUUGACCUAGAUAAAUUAUCAGAAAUGGGUAAUUGUUGCUGUUGCUGUUGUGCUUCAAAAGGAGUGGAAUUGAACGGUUCACCCUCAUUCUACCGUUAUCCUACAGUGCCGGAAGAGCGCGAACCCUUGUCAUCUCAUCAUGUCACAGCUGCAGCAUUCUCCUCUGCGGCGCUUUUGGUUGAUACAAAUCUGGACACCUCAAGUCCUGACACUUACAGACCACCUCCAAUGCCGAUGCCUUAUGAAACAUAUGCGGGAAGGCCCAGGACUCCACCAGGUAAUCCAGAUGGCAUCAAGAACGAGGCAGCAGUUCAGGAAAUAAACAUUGAAACUGGUGGAGCACUGAACGUAGCAGAUGCUGCUGAAGCUGUGGACAAGGAUAAGGAGGAGUCUGAAGGCAACGUGCAAACAGAUAUCCAGCUUGAUACAAUAAAGGAAGUGGAAGAUGAACUUGAGAAGUCCGAGGAACUCAAAAAACCCAAACUACCUGUAUCCUUACCACCGCAAGAAGAAUGUCCCAUCUGUCUUGAAGAAUAUGAUGCUGAGAAUCCAAAAAUGAGCACAAAAUGCGAGCAUCAUUUUCAUCUUUCAUGCAUUCUUGAAUGGAUGGAGAGAAGUGACACGUGCCCCGUCUGUGAUCAGGAAACGGUUUUUAAUCCUGCAAUUGAUGAAUAGCAACGAGAAUUCUGCCUAUAGGCGGGUGGUUGCAGUAGUGACUUUGUUGUAUGCCAAGAAGUGUUGUUCAAUACUUUUUGUGUCCAUGGCAGUUUACAGCUUUAGCCGUUGUUUCUUCACAUGUUUCCUUGUGUUUGCUUCAAAUCGUUAAGCUUGGAUGUGGGAAUAAUUAGGAUAAUGAUUGAAAAGGUUAACAAAAAAAGAGGAUAAAGAGAACAUUGGUUUCAAUACAUCGCAUAGGUUCGUUUCCAUUGUGAAUAUCGUUUUUUAAUCCACGAAAUAUAGGUUAUUCAUCACUUGUAUUGCAUUUCUGCAGAUUUGUUUGUGCUUUUCAAUUUCUGUAUCUCCUAUCCUAGAGACAAGUGUCUUUUCUUUUAUCUUUUUCCUUUUUCGGGUCAUUUGACUAUGAAUUGGUAGCUCUAUUUUCUAUAUUUGUAAAUAUGCAGUAUAGGAACAACUCCAUUCUUGUGUACAAGACCACACUUAAACAUUGAAACUUUGUGCAA
This is a messenger RNA of Lycium ferocissimum, 1314 nucleotides long. Its product is annotated as probable E3 ubiquitin-protein ligase RHB1A. The record is from RefSeq and is a predicted model, not a curated record. The coding region runs from base 158 to 808 and encodes 216 amino acids. Gene Ontology annotation, molecular function: ubiquitin-protein transferase activity. Lineage: Eukaryota; Viridiplantae; Streptophyta; Magnoliopsida; Solanales; Solanaceae. The transcript has 5 exons.